Messenger RNA from Pocillopora meandrina, 11411 nucleotides. The record is from the annotation of a GenBank genome assembly. Lineage: Eukaryota; Metazoa; Cnidaria; Anthozoa; Scleractinia; Pocilloporidae.
AUGGGGAUAUUUUCAAAUUCUACAAAUUUCGAUGCUCAUCUUGGUAAGCUCUUAGUCUUUUAAUUAUCUGGUGUAAACUUGUUUCAGAAGUCAGUCUUCCUCGCUGCAUUUUAGUGUUGUCUUUGAAUAAUAAUAUGAGCUUACCGUAUGUUAUUUAUUUAUCUUCUAGAGAAAGCAACGAGUCAGCUUCUUUUGGAGCCAGACUGGAAUAGUAUUCUUCAAAUUUGUGACUGUAUCCGACAAGAAGAUGUAAAGUAAGAGUACUUUCAAUGCUAUAUAAAGUUCACAACUGUUGGUGACUGAAUUCAAUUUUGCUCAGGGGAUUGGUGGUUGAGUACUAUCAUCUGUCAUACAAUGGUAUACAUCAUGAUUUCUAGCCUUUAUUUACUGUAAUUUUCUCUCGUUCACAGCCCCAAAUACGCAAUAGCAGCUAUAAAGAGAAAGAUUUUAGACAAGAAUCCCCACGUUGCGAAAUUUGGAUUGAUAGUAAGCGUAGCAUUGUUUGAUAUUGAUAAGAAUUUAAUGUUAAUUUAUUUUGUACUUUCGGACAGAUUCUUUUACUUUUAUUUGUUUUGUAAAUGACAUAGUUUUAACGAUUAGCCUUCAAAGGACCUGACGUAUACCACUAAAAGAUUUGACCCCUAACAUUCUCCUACCUUGUUUUGAUAAAUGCGAAACUGCUUUUCAGAAGCAACAACUGAAAGCAACAUACUAAGAUAAACAACUGUUUAUCUAAGCAGUUGCUUCAUAACUAUUUUUAUUUUCGCAAUGGCAGCAAAAUUUUUUUGCUCCUGAUGUCAGUGGCAGAAAAAGUCUAAGAUUCACCAGCCAUCUUGACAGUUACAGCAGUUUGCUUUCUCCAUGGCACAUGAUUUUCCCCCUUUUUGAUUUAAAGGAAAGUGUAAUGUCACAUGUAGAAUGAGGCAUCACAUGAUGCACUGUAUAUUAAGGACAAUGUAUCUGUGCUUGAAAGAUGUUGGUAUUUCAAGAGAUGAUUUUACAGAUUGCAUUUUGACUUACCAAUUGCCCAUAGAUAAUUUUUGUUGAAAAUUACUUUUGUAUGUACAUACUGCUGGUACCACAUUUACAUCAAGUUUGACAACACAAACUGGUACAUUUGGAGUCUGUGAGGAUGAUUAUCUUUGAUUUGAAGGCACAUAUGAUAACAGAAACCCUUUGAAGGGGAUGUAUUGUGCCCAAUAUAUAAAAUUGAACUGUGAAAUAAUUAUUCAACAGUCAAAUCUUUAAAAACAGUACAAUUGGUCCCAGAUCUCCUCUAAAAUCAUUUGAAUUUCACUGUGCUUGAGAAGGCUCCAUACUGGGUUUUUAAUUGCACAAGAUUUGGAUACCACCAUAGCACAAGCUUCAAAUAUGUCAACCAACAAAACAAACAUGGCGGCUAGAUACAAUCGCGUGACUGUUAUCUAAAAAGAUGCAUUAAAACAGUAUAAAACAGUACAGUUUUUGUACAACAAUCAAUUCAGUAACAAUCCAAUUACUUAAAAAAAGGAUUCUUGCUUCUGCACUGACACAGUUGAGCUGGCAGAAUAUGAAUUGUAAAUCUGUAUAAUCUGAGAAUACUGAAUGGUUUUGUGAAGUUCAGUAAUCUCAUACUGUUUCCUUAUCAUCAAGGUGUUAGAAGCAUGUGUGAAGAAUUGUGGGGCUCCUAUGCACAAAGAGGUGGCUACAAAAGAGAUCAUGGACUGCCUCAGAGAGCUGGCCAAAGUAAGAAUGAAACUAUGAUCCUCAAAGCUAUCACCAAUUUGGUAGCUAUUAGAAUGACUAACUAAUUCUUUGUGUAUACCAGCCAAGUUUGAUAGAAGACAUGUAUUUCAACAUCAGAUUUCACCAGUUCAAAAGGUAGUUGUAAAUGAGGUUACUAUUGCCUAUUUGGUAAAUUUAGUGACCCAGAGUAACUAAUUAUGCAAUGUAUUUGCAAAAAGUGUGAGAAAUAUGGAUUUUCAAGAGACAUGAUUUCAGCUGGAUUUUUUUUGUGUGUUUGUGUUUACUGGAUAGCAAAUUCAAAACUGAGGAGGGAAAGCUUCAUUUGAUGGAAAGUUUGUAUGGUUUCUAUUGUGGUUGGCUUUAAAGGUUAUGUCAUGGUGACAAGAGGAAAAACAUCUUUCUCUAAGUUAUGUCCUUUUUUUUUUUUUACUUCAGUCAAGCCCAGAUCCAGUCAAAGAACAAAUUCUUAGUAUGAUUCAGACAUGGUCAACUGCAUUUCGCAAAGAACCAAAAUACAAAGUUGUCCAGGAUACAUUUAAUCUUAUGAGAAUGGAAGGUGAGGUGCCCUGUGGUAUUUAUUCAAUUUCUUCCAAUCUUCCUUAGAUUGAACAUCACCAGUGCACUUUACCAGUAGAAUAGGUUGUACUUGAUGUUACGGUGAAUUCUGGCUAUUUCACACCUAAAAAAUUGGAAAUAUGGGGGUUAGUGUUGCAAAGUUGGUGAAAAGUUUCCUUCUUCCUCAUCUGAUGAACAUAAGGCUGUUAAACAUGCUACAUGUAAGCAGGAGUUUUUAUAUAGACACAACUGGGUGGACAUGUAUGUUUGCCUUAACUGUUGUUUUGUUUGUUUGUCCACCUCUCUGAACAGGUUAUAAGUUCCCUCCAAUAAGUGAUUCAAGUGAUGCCUUAUUCACAGCUGAAACAGUAAGUUUCAUGAUUAUAAGAGAUCAUAUCCUGAGUUAGAUACAUGCAAAGCAAACUAGUGAGUGGAAUUAAGUCAUAAUUAUUUUUAUGCAUCUUAGAGGUAAAAAAACCUUUGUGCUAAACUGCCUGGUGUGUAGUUUACUACUGAUGCAUGUGUAGGAAAAUAUCUUUGAUUGAAAUAUUUAAAACUUAUUAUUGAUUCCUUUACCAGGCUCCUGAAUGGGCAGAAGGUGAUGUCUGUCACAUGUGUAGGGUUAAGUUCUCCACAUUUCAAAGACAGGUAAACAGUAGCUAGACUCAAUUUGGCUUAUUCAUUGUGAAUUCAGAAAACCAUUAACACAUGGACUUAUGUCAAACACAUCAAUUGUGUAUUGACCAUACACAAACCUCAAGACCACAAACUAAGCACCAUUGAUGGGUGUUUGUGGUUAAGCUUUGUCACACCUUGUUGAUUUUUCUCUGGAAUCACAAAACAUUCCAUUGAUAUUUCAGGUGUUCAUGGUUUUCCCAGUUUCCCAGUAAUCUAGAGAUGAAGUGACAUCAUGAUAAUCAUUACUAACAAUUGACUCUGGGGUAUUGUUACACUGCGGUGAAACUUUCUGACAAACAACUGAGCGUCUUUUUCUUAGUCAGAAUGCAAAAAAGUUUUAGAAAGUUUAUAUAGGAACUAAGUGGCCAGUGCAGCCAGAGCCUAUCCUGGUUUCCAUGGCAUGUAGUGACUAGGAUUAUUAUUUCUCCCCUCUGGAUAGGAUGCCAGUCCAGCCAGGUUACUCCAGGUUACUCCCCAGCAUUUUAUUAGGCUUCCCCACUGAUAACUUGCCUGUAGCCAUUUAUACCCCAGCCCGGGUGGAGAGAAGCACUGGGAAAUAGCAUGUUUUACCCAUUAGAACACAACAUAAUGACCUGCUAGGUCUUGACCUUGAACCUCUUGACCUGAAGUGCAGGCUACUGUAGGAUAUCAUGAUAAUUAUUUUGUCUUUUUCAUCUUAGCACCACUGUAGGAAUUGUGGCCAAGUAUUCUGCCAGAAGUGUUCAUCUAAAAAUUCCAUCAUCCCACACUAUGGAAUAGAAAGAGAAGUAAGGGUGUGUGAUCCCUGCUUUUACAAGAUCAACCCAUCAGCAGGGUAUGAAAGUGCUUAUUACAUUACAUUGCAGAAUAAUUUCAUGAUUUAGGUAUUAUGUAUUCAAUACAGUGCUUGCACCAUAUAAAUUGCACUGAACCUUUUACAGAAUUCCCAAUUUUUCAACGUUGUUUUCAAGGUGUUAUUGAUACUAGUAGAUCUUACAUAUAGCACUUAUCCUAUAGUUGUGUCUCUGAUUUAUUGCUUCUGAUAAGUCAAAAUGAGUAUUGACACUAAUUUCAUAAUUUUUAUUUACAGUCAUGUACAUGAUUUUGUAAAUAAUCAUACUUCUUAUUUUUGUCUCUAGAAAAAGUGAAGAAGGCAGCUCCAAGAAGUCCGAUAAAGAAAAAAAAUCUGCAGAUUCUGACUUACCAGCGGAAUAUCUUAACAGUCCACUCAGUCGUGAGUCACAGGUAGGGAUUUGUCAAAAACAUUGUAUAUAGUAUACAAAAAUAGAAAUAGAAGAGUGAACAUUUUAAAAUGAGAAAGAGGAAGUUUAAUCCUGUCUCUUUUUAAUCCUUUGGCUGUACAUGCUCUUGUGCUGCUAGGUUCCUACAAAGAAGACUGAACAGGAAAUUAAGGAUGAAGAGGAAGAAGAGUUGCAGCUGGCUAUGGCAUUAUCACUGUCAGAAGAGGAAGCAACUAAAGAUGUGAGCAUAAACAGACACUAUUAUAAUGAAGUCAUGUGAACCCACUCAUUACUAUGUUCAAAAGAUUGAUUCUCAAAAGCAAUCAACCCAACUUUCCAUUUACCAGUUUGGAGAAUUUGGUAGUACAGGAAGGAAUCACUAUAAAGUAAUAACUAUAUUCCUCUCACCUGGGUGAUUGAGAAUGAAUCUAGGAAUUUGGGAGGAUUUAUGUUUUGAAAAUCUGUCUUUACAAGGUGAAGGAUUUGAUAAAGAGCAUGAAGGUUCCACAUAUCUCCAACCCUAAAAAGUAGCAAGAUCUUUUCUGGAUUGGUAGAGCUGCACUCAUAAAUUGAUCUUUUCUUCCAAAAUAAAAUUUUGUGAGUUUAUUAAAUAAAUAAUACUGUAAAAUCAAGAAGACACAAAAUUUAUUAAAGCAUGAAUCAUGGUAUUUGGAGUCUGUUACAAAUGUGAUAUCUAAAUUGUAGGUGAAAAAGCUUUUUUUUAGGACACUUAAUUAUGGCAGGUUAAAAUAAUUAGGGGGCAUAGGCUCACUUUUAUUGCCUUGCAAGAUCUUCAUGUGAACUCUUUGGCUUAAUUUUGCAUAAAACCAUUUUAAAAAUAGAUGCAUGGCAUCACUUUCAUGCCUAGAAUUACAUUUUCAUUUUCUGAGAAGUGUUGUAAAUACUAGACAUUAAUUUAGUUUGCUGAUUAUGCUGCAUGUGUGACUGGUGAAGAUAUCCUUGACAGCUGGUUUGAGUUACUGUGAUUUAUUUUGAGGUCUUCAUAGAGCUCUAUGUGUUUAUUUGCUGAAGUUAUACUCUUACUAGCUUUUUGUAUCUUUGUUUGUUUUCAGAUGCAAGCUCGUCCAAGCAUUAAAUCUUCUUCCUACAAUGUAGUCUCAGAGCAACCUUACCACUCACACAGGCAGUCCAGUGGCUUAUAUGCUUCUCCAGUAAGUGCUUUGUAUUUGCAAGUAAUACCUUUCAGUUAACAUACAUUGCCCCUCGUAAAAAGUACUGUCAGGAGUCUGGGUUUUCUCUUUCAUAGCAUUCAUAGCAAUUAAAGUACUGUUGUUUUAAAUUGUAGGAUGUGGAAACUGAUUCAUCCAGCAUGGAUCCAGAGGUAUGACACAGAUAUUUCUUUGUGCAUAAAAUCAGUUUUACCAACCCCCAUGAGAACUGCUAUGUACAUGUACAAAUUGCACAGCUGUCUUAAAACAGUAAAAGUAUAAAAAAUUACAUCUUACAGAAAAGACGUUGAUUUUAGGUGUUGAUAUAUACAUUCUGUAUUGUAAACAAAAUCAAAAGAAAUCUCUUUGAUCUUCCUAUCAAUUAAGUUGGGUAUUUGUAGUUUGUUUUAAUACAACUUUUAUUACAGUAAUUGAAUUUGAAAGUUUGCCCAAUGUACAGCUAUGCUCUCUAUCUUACAUGUAACUAAUCAGUCUCAGGACAGGAGUUUGUAAGAGUAGGCACCAUCCAACCACAUAGGAAACUUGACUUAACACUAAGUAAUAACCUCCAAUUUAUGUACCACAGAAACUCAGAAUAAGGUUGUUUGAAACAUGAAUACACAUGUAUAAGCUAAUCCAUUUUGGUGUCGUUUUAUUGCACUGUAUUCUUCAAUAUUUUACUGCUUUCACUUCUGCCAAACAGAGGAGUUCUAAAGAAUAAACCCUAAGACAUACUUAUGCCUUUAAAGAAGAAAAACAAAAGGCCAAGAUGGAAUUUAAAUUCUAAUGUACAUGUUAGCACUAAUUGUAGUUAGAACAAUUAGACCCAUGGUUUUACUACAUGUGUGGGCAACUUUGGUUGUGUACAGAUAUUGAAUUCCUAACUCACUUGUGUGAAUUGUAGCUUGCAAGAUAUCUGAAUCGCUCAUACUGGGAAGAGAGGAGUGAAAGGCAAACAUCAAGAGAGAGAACAAGUCCUCCGGCCAGUGCACCAGCACCAAUGCAGGCUAACAAUCAUGUAGAGGUAAACAUCUUUUGCUGAUUGUCUACUGUUAACCCCUUGACUUUUAAGAGUGAUCAACAUCUAAUUUCUCCUUACAAUAUCACCCCUGAAUCAAACAUUAAGAUCACAAGAAUAAAGGAAAUGAUCACCAACUAAAGAAGCUCUUGAUUGUUAAACCAGUUCUCCCUGUCUGCACCUUAGGAAAUGUGUAGCGAACAGUAUGGAGUACUCAUAAAUUUUGUAUUGAUCGAUGUUACAGUAUAAAGUGUUAAACAGAUCAAUGGAUUAUGCUACAGACAAAUCCAGUCAUUUUGCACCAGUCCUGUAAUUUUCUACUGGCUUUCCGGAGGAAAUUUAUGAAAGGCAUCACCUUGUUUUGUUAGGUCUGCUAGUAUUUGUAUUGAGUUUAUGAACUGUACAGGUGUCACCAGUAAUAACUGUUUUAAUUUUAAAUGAGAUUUAUUGCUAAAUAAGACCAGCAUUUUAUCACUUACUUUUAUUGAAACUAUUGGGAGCUAGAGUCUUAACAAUUCAGUGGCAAAAAGAACCCACCAUUUUAAGGUAGAGUUCUUUUAUCCAGGUUGUGAUACACAUAUAACACAUUUGUUACCAUUACAUUGAAAGUCAUUUAGGAAAAAAAUGGUCUUUUUAGCUAUAAAAACGUUGACUCGCAAAAAAGUAAAAUGGAGAAUUUCUAAAAUUAUUGAAACUUUUAAUUUAAUCGUAAUGAAAAAAUGUUUACACAACGGGUGUCGUCAUUCAUCUUACUUUCUCAAAGCAAACUGCAAAACAUAUUGUUUUGUAAGUUUUAAGUAUCAGGUAUUCUACUUGGCAGAUAAAAGCACGUUGUGACAGAUUAAAAGAAAGAAAUUGUUUUCACAGCAGAGUGUUUGUUUAAAUUUAGAGGAUUUAUGUCACAUCUUGAGUUUUUACAUAAUCAAGUUUGAAUGAGACAAAUGUUCAGCGAAUUCUACUCCAAGUGUGCUUCGGUAAUGAAAAGAAAAAAGUGCGGAGAACAUAGUUACUAGGGUUAGGGUAUAAAAGUUGAAAAUUCGUUUUGCGAGUUUACUACCCCGUAUUUAUUUUGAUCAUCAUGUAUCCUUAUUUUAAUCACGCCACUUAUGUCAAUAAUUUUAAACACUAAUUUCACAGGGAUGUACACUAAAUUAACAUAACCCUGCAUUUUAUCCCCAUCUCAAGACUCUAAAAGAACUGUUUUUAACCUAACCUUAAAGGCUAAGAAAAGACUGUGUAUUUCGUUUUAGAUGAGAGUUGGUGGAUUAAAAGGAAAAAAGAAAAAGAAAGGAAGGAAAUCUCAGAGAGACAACAAUGAACCCAUGGCUAAUAACAACUCUCUUGCUGUAAAUUUUAUUGAUUAUUUUAUUAAUUCUAACACCAUAGACUCAUUAACAAGACGAUAAAAUGCUUCCUACUUUUGAUUGGCGUUUUUAAUUUUAUUUCAGGGUAAAAACUGAUUUAAGUUUUAAAUUAAUGCUCUAAUUGAACACGUUUUAAUUUUUUUUUUCCGAGCAGUAUAUUUAUUUUGUAAUCUUUCGUUUCUCAAUAUCCUGCAAAAAUAUGGAAGAUAAGUUUUUUAUACUUAUGACGCGAACCCGGAAGGGAGACCCUUGUCAGUCACCCACAUAAACCGUCUGUUGAUGACAUGCUCUAACAAACUUAAUUUAUAUUUACCCAUCGGCUAAAGAUCCUUCCUGUCUUAUAGAAUGCCAAAUAACAGUACUUUUUGUUGAAUUUGAGAACAAAUUUACCGUAGACAUGCAUACACAGCCAGCAGGCGGUCUUGAAGCUGCGACAGUAGCGGCCAAACCCGCGGGUUUCGAGCGGGCCAGCGAUGUUAGCGCACUAGAGGUCUGCAAGAGAUCUGCGAGGGUCCAGACCCCUGAUAUACCUCUCGCUGGCUCCAAUCUCGUCGCUCGUGCAGUAGCGCUAAGACGUACAGGCUGUAGAUAUUUUUAUGAAGCCGGACCUACAUCUGUCGGAUCAAUUUUUGAGCUUGCUUUGAGACCUUGUAUUAAGAUCUUGUUAAAUCAAGUUAUUUGAAAAUAUGGUAUCGAGAUGUAAGGGUGCCUGAGACAAUCUUUUCUUUUUUUUUUUUUUUUUUUUUAGUAAUAUUCAGGAGUGAGAAAAAGUCCUCAAGGCUUUUCCCCUAAUUUAGCUUGAUUUGUAUUUUUCCACUCAUGUGUAUCAGGUUGAAGGCGUAAAUUCGGACGUGUCUGAAGUGACGGAUGCUAUGGUGAAAACAUUUCAAAGCAACGUGGAAAUGCUGUUAGACAGAAUGCAGAGAAUUUCUGGUCAAGGGAAGCAUAUCGCUAUGGAUGCUACAGCACAGGUCUUGUUGUCUACUCCUCAUGUUGAGAAUUGAGCCAGAGUUCAUCCUGAUGUCAUCAGCAAGAAGUAGCUAGGCGGGGUGCCGGUCCAUGCAGGGCCUUCCUCCCUUCCCCCCUCUUCCCCUCUCUCUCUCUCUCUCUCUCUCUCUCUCUCUCUCUCUCUCUCUCUCUCUCUCUCUCUCAGCAUUACGUUAGUUCGUCACUUACAGUUUACCAGUUCCGAUCCACACUCCUGGACAACCUCACUGGGUUAAAAACUUGUCAACCUGAAAGUCAAGUAGGAGUGUUUCAAAAGUUCUUACAAACGCUUGUGCUUGUUGAAAAAGUUAUUGCGUUUUGGACUUUUGAAAUAAAAAAGAUGCCUAUUUAUUUGUGGUGAUGGGUGCUGGUGAUGUCAGUUUCUAGUAUCGUCUAGUAUUAGUUGUACUUUGUCGGACUAUUGCCUCAACAAAGGGGUAUUUUCUUUUGUUUUUAUUAGUCAUUAUUCCAAACUGUCAGCGCAAUGCAUCCCCAAAUUUUGAGACUCAUAGAAGAGCAAGAAGAGAAAAAAGGUAAGUAAUUGGUUUUUUUGUUGCCUGAGCCCUCUUAACUGGUUGUUUUCUUGGUUCAGGGUCAACAGAUAUAAAGAAAUACCGCCAGUUAAGUUGACUAUUGGUGUCUGUCCAUGUUUGGCAGUUUCUAUCGACUAGAUUUUGUCCCUUACUUUUUUCUCCAUGUAAUUCGUUUCAUUCCUUUUGCUUUCAGCUAAAUACGAGGCACUUCAAGUGAAACUUGGUCUUGUGCAUGAAGCACGUGCAUCCUUAGAUGAGAUGCGAGAGCAACACCGUGAGAAAGUUCGUCAGCAGGAACUCGAACAAGAUAUGCUUCGACGGAUGCAAAUUGAACAAAAGCUGGAGCUGAUGCGGCAGCAGAAGGCUGAGUACUUGGCUUACCAACAACGUUUACAGGCCGAGAGACAAGCAGUCAUUGAACAACAACAACAGCAACAACAGAGAUUACAAUAUCAAAGACAGAUGCAGCCAUCGCAGCAGCAGCAGCAAAGCCCAUAUGCCGGAGUGCAGUAUCCAUCCACAGGGGAAUCCAGUCCGUAUUCUUCCAUGAAUUACGCUCCAAUGACUGCAGCUGGUACACAACCUUACAAUCCUCAGAAUCCACUCGCGGGCUACACCCCUGCUGUCCCUCCUGGAUAUCAGGCCCCUGAUGCCCCACCACCGUCUCAGUAUUCUGCUCGACCAACAGGAGAGGGUUAUGUACCCACCACACGGGCGGACUAUAUUUCAUACAGGAACGAAGUGCCAGCCCCUCAAACAGAGUUCCAACCCCAGCCAAGUUCGCUAGAGUAUCAGCCACCAUCAUAUGCAUCUCAAGUUCCACCAGAGUCUGGUCCAUCAUCUCUUCAGCCUUAUAGUCUUGGGGGACCCCUCCCCGUUCCAACUGCCCCUGCGCAAGUACUUCCCCAAGCACCUCCUCCUCAGUAUGCUCAGGUUAGCUCCCAGCAGCCUGGCCCUCCACCUCUAUAUGGACAGUCAGUUGGUCAGCAGCCGCCAACACAAUCUGCGCUACAGAAUCAGCUCCCAGCUACAACACUUCCAGGCCCCACAGGGAAACAACCCCAGUAUAACCAGAUGCCGCCACCACAGACCCAAUCCCAAUACCCACAACAUCCAAAUUUUUCCAACCCAACGGAGGCGCCACUGGCACCAGAGACUGCCCCACCCCAGUACCCUCAACCCCCAAACCAGGCUCCACAGACUAAAACACAGUCAUACCAUGUUCCUCAGGGGAAUGGCUUUCCUCCGGCAAUGGACGCCUCCAGAGGAUCAUCUCAGAUGCAGUUCAAUUCUUUACCAACUCAACCACAACUCAACAUGGUUCCACCCAGUGGUCCUCCUUCGUUUCAACAAGGACCUCCUUCGUUGCAACAAGGAGCCCCGGUGCAGCAAGUUCACCCGAUGCAGCAAGGUCACCCAAUGCAGCAAGGCCAUCCCAUGCAACAGGGCCAUCCCAUGCAACAGGGCCAUCCCAUGCAACAGGGCCCUCCCCUUCAACAGGGCCCUCCAGGGCAGCAGGCUUAUGAACCACAACAACAGCCCCAACAAUUUGCACCUCAGCAAGGGUACCAACCGGGUCCUGGUCAACCACCGCCACAGCAAUUUGGAUCAGCACCGCCACCCCAAGGCCCACCUCCCCAGAGGCAGUUGACGGAUCUAGAGUUAAUAUCUUUUGAUUAAAGGAAACCGUGGAUUUUACAUGUAUAAAUAAAAUUUCGAAUUUCUUUUCUUGUGUUAACGUUUGUUCAAUAACGUAACCGGUAAAUGGUCAGGAGAUUGUAAUUUUUAACCGAUAUAAUUUCUGUCGGGUGGAAAUGUAAAAAGUGACAAAUGAAGCGACAGUAUGGAUGGUUUUGUAUAUUUGUGUUUGUUUUUGCAUAUGUUUGUGAAUAUCUUUUAAUUAACCACAGUUUACAACUGGAGAAAUAUUUGUUGCGGGCUUGAUAGGUCUUAUUAAGUAUUAUUCAGAAGUAGUUUGCCAGGUUCUACUCGAAAAUCAAGAUGGCCUGUGACAGCACCUCGCCAUAAUAGUGAAUUGAACUGUUGAUAAUAUAUUCUAUUGUCACAAGUUAUUAACUUUGUUUUUUUUCUUUUUCAUAAUUUGUAUUUUAAAGUGGAAUAAAUCGUAAAUAUAACAAAAUAAAACGAAAUCAGAAUACCUC